ACAUAUCACUGUCUCUGUCUUUAUAAGUAUUUUUCUCUUUCUUUAGCUUUCCUCUUUUGUUUUUUUUGGAGGUUUUGUUUACUUUUCUAGUUUGAAGUUCCUUCCUUUUAGAUCUAAGAACAGCAUAGAAUCCUGAAUCAGUUAAUUUGCCUCACCCCCAACCAUAGAACUAGUUGCGGCGGAAGGGCAUCACUCAACAGCAGUGCCAGGGUUCCUCUCCUUUAGCGGUCCCACUUGUUUGGAAAGUUGAAACAAUCAUGUUGCUUCAUUCUGCUUCGCUGUCAUUUGGCUUUAUUUUGCACCUUUGGCUCUGCAACAUGGUCACCAGAAAGCUCUUGGUGAAUGCCAGUUGGUCAUGACAAUUGUUGUUUUAGGCGUUGAAAGACUAGAAGUUUAUGAUUGCUUUGGAUACAUUCCUGCCAUAAUUGUACUCACACUGCUCAUUUGGGGUUACUAAACAUAGAUUUGGGCUUCUGUUAAUGGCAUCUAUUAGAAGAACCUUGUCCCCAGUGCCUAGAGCUGGGGCUGUAGCAAAUGGUGAAGUCUGUUCAGUAGCUUCUCCUUUGUCGAAGACCUCAUUGAGCCCUCAGAACUGCACACCUUCGGUUGGAUUGGAUUACCGAGCUCUUGUUUUUGGUGUUUUCUCCCCAAGGUCUUUCAGGGCAUUUGAGAGAUCAAAGCUGAGGGGACAGCUUUGGAGGAAGGUGCUUUUACAUUUUUUCAUUUGUUUUAUGGUUGGUGUUUCUAUUGGACUCAUUCCACUUGCAUCAACACACAUGUCCAUGAAUGUCAUGCAAAAACAACAAGCCUUCUCCUUUGAGAUGAUAUCUGCAGUGGGAAAUUUCCAGCCAUUUGAGAAUUUAAAGAUAAAUGUGACUCCAUCGAUCAAUGAGGCUGUGAAUUCUAAUGCUACUUUGUAUCCAGCUGUAAAAGACCAGGAACUAAUAGAUGGAGUGGCAUAUAAUAUCUCAGAUAGCCAAAUCCAAGUCAGUGAAAAUCCAUAUUUGGCGUCUCAGAAGAAGCUUCUCAUAAUUGUGACCCCUACAUACAAUCAUCUAUUUCAAGCAUACUACUUGCAUCGCUUGGCACAGACAUUAAAAUUGGUUCCACCUCCCUUGUUGUGGAUUGUUGUUGAGAUGACUUCCCAAUCUGAAGAAACUGCUGACAUCUUAAGGAGUAGUGGGAUUAUGUACAGACAUCUCAUUUGUAAAACGAAUCUAACCAACCCAAGCCAUAGGAGCAUUCUUCAAAGAAACGUUGCAAUAGCUCACAUCGAAACUCAUCGCCUUGAUGGAAUUGUUUACUUUGCAGAUGAUGAUAACAUCUACUCAGUGGAACUCUUUCAGCAAAUGAGAGAUAUAAGGCGAUUUGGAACAUGGACUGUAGCAAGAUUAUCAGGGGAUAAAAGUAACAUUGUCAUGCAAGGGCCCAUUUGUGAUGGAAGCCGAGUAAUUGGAUGGCAUACAGAGGAAUCAAAUGGGAAAUCUAAAAGGUUUCAUGCUGAAAUGCCUGGUUUUGCCUUUAAUAGUACAAUACUCUGGGAUCCAAAGAAGUGGCACCGCCCCACUCUUGACCCUAUUAGGCAACUUGACUCAGUCAAGGAAAGUUUGUGGGUUAGCACAUUGAUUGAGCAGGUGGUUGAAGAUGAGAGUCAAAUGGAGGGCUUAAUGGACAACUGCUCUAGAGUUAUGGUCUGGCAUAUUGAUCUUGAAUCAUCUUAUUCGUUCUAUCCUCAUAAAUGGGUAGUAAAGAACAACUUAGAUGCCAUUUUUCGUCUCCCGCUCAUGUAAAGUUCUUGAUGAAGAAGUGGAGAGUCGUAAAAUUUCAUUAUGGUUGGAAGAUUAUAAAGAAUUGGAGGUCCCUGCCACUGCUUUGUUAUUUAUCUUCACCUGCUCCAGUGGUUACUCAGAUGUCAGCAUAGUUGUCAUUUAUGACUAGUCCAUUAAUUAGUGUUGCAUUUUCCCCUCUAACAAUUUGUACAUGAUAUUAAUUAUACAGUUUUUAUGAUUAGUCCACUCCAUGCUUGUGGGAAGUUUUGAAUUUUGUAGAGUUCAUCGCAGAGGCAGGACGUUUCAAUUGCCCAGCUGGUACUAUCUUCUAUCUGUUGUUACAAUUAAACAAUUUCUCCUCCAUAAAAUUAUGAGAGGAAUUUUGAAUGUCAACAUAUUUAACAAUCUUCACUGCGUUUGAAACUUCAAACAUGUUAAAUCAUUUUAUAAUGAUUUUUUAUAAUCCUCCCCGGAUAUGGUAAUUAUUGUAUCACUCUACUAAGCGCAUGUAUCAGUAUGACCUAUUUUAUUUACAGUA
Messenger RNA from Cajanus cajan (pigeon pea), 2307 nucleotides. Its product is annotated as putative beta-1,4-xylosyltransferase IRX9H. Gene Ontology annotation, cellular component: Golgi membrane. Gene Ontology annotation, molecular function: xylosyltransferase activity; galactosylgalactosylxylosylprotein 3-beta-glucuronosyltransferase activity. NCBI's taxonomy places the organism in Eukaryota, Viridiplantae, Streptophyta, Magnoliopsida, Fabales, Fabaceae. The record is from RefSeq and is a predicted model, not a curated record. Gene Ontology annotation, biological process: glucuronoxylan biosynthetic process; plant-type secondary cell wall biogenesis.